Molecule: messenger RNA, 2215 nt
Organism: Dreissena polymorpha
Lineage: Eukaryota; Metazoa; Mollusca; Bivalvia; Myida; Dreissenidae
Exons: 6
Coding region: 118-1146 (342 amino acids)
Source: RefSeq, a predicted model, not a curated record
ACAACUUGACGUAGAUUUGUGCGAUUUGCUAAUGAUUUUCAAGUUGAAGUUACGAAUACUAGCGCUGUGGUUUGUUGGAAAACCUUAUAUUAAAUCUCAUAUAGCUUUUGAAAAAAAAUGGCGUUUGCUAACUAUGGAUUCCAUUCGGGAAACGAACGAGUCAGAGCGUUUUUACCUCUUCCGGUAGCACCGCGCGCCACCUCGACUCCAUUAGAGAACGUGCAACAGAAUGUCGACAUCUUCGUCAUACCGCCGACACCGGUAGCGCCGGUGCUUACGAGGGCCGUGAGCUUCCACUGCACCGAGCCGGACUUCGACGCUUUGUUUGACAACCCGCAGCAUUUCCGAUUUGGAUAUAUCGGUGGUAGUUUUGACGAGGGAACUCUGGACUAUGGGAACAGCCGCCUUUCAGACACUCAUUUGACCCCUUAUAUCGAUGUGGAUCCCGGCGUUCAUCUGGGUCACUUCUCGGAGACGCGAAGAAAUUCAAUAGCCCGGUCGGACAGCAUCAUGAACCUCUCCUUCACUGACAUGGUGCGAAAGAACUCCGAGCAUUCGCAGGGAUUUAUGGGCUUCCGGAAACGAAUGGCCACAGAGAUAAAUCACAAAUACUGCUCAUAUUUUCGCUGCGAUGAUACUGUUUUCAUCUUCCUGCAUGUUGUGUUUGGAAUAGUCUAUCUCUCUGCAGGCGUUUUGGGAAUGGCCCGCUGCUACGGCGACGUUUACGUCAACGUAUAUCUGAUAGCUGACGGCGUCCUGUCUGUGUUCCUGUUUACCAUCAACGUCAUGGAGUGGACGAGACACGUGGGCGGAUGCUUAGAGACCGUGAACAGGAGCAAUGGAGGGAUGAUCUAUGUAGUGAUUCUAAUCAUGAGGACCAGUGCUGUUGCAUUAGGAACGCUGUUAGUUUUCCACGGAAUGCACGGGAUUCCACAUGAGAACCUCGUGUGCGUUGUGGUACCAAUCCUUCUGACAGUGGGUGUGUCACUUGAAUGGGCGUUCCUUGUGUUGGCCGUCCUGCUGCCAUUCUGCGUAUACGCCCUUAUGUACUGUGUGGCAUGUCGCAGACGUUCGGAUAUGUCCGCCCUAGCGGACAAUAAUAAUAACAUAGAAACUAAUGGCGUGUAUCGCGUAAACACGGACUAAGAAAGGCUUGUUUGAGUUCGUUCAUCAUGCAAAAGCGAACGGAAUUCGCUGUGAGUUUCUCUAAAAGUGCGCCAUGCCCGUACUUACCUAUUUUAUCACAGUACAAUACACUCCAAAAAUGUGUCUUAAAUUCGCGGUUGUCGUGCAUAAAAUAGCAAUAAAAAUUAAAAAUGAAGUGAAAAUGAUCUGGAGUGAAUAGUACUACAUUUAACCUCUACUAGAAGUGUACUUUCAUUGUCCGUUAUUCAUUAAUUUUCAAUAAUUCAAUGUGCCAGCAUCUCAUAUUCGGUAAUACACUUUUGCUUGAUAACACCUCGCAUGCAAAUGAAACACGUUUACAUUGAAGUGACAAUGUGCAAAUUACAAACAACUUAUACGUGGUAUGGUGCGAUCGCAAAAUAAUGAUAUUAAUCAAAUUGCAUCGUGAUUUUAAUGACACUGCAAACAUGGGUACCUUGUAUCUGAACAUCGUUUGGGAUAAAUAUGGGGCUGAUAGGGUCAAUAUUAAAGGGGCUUUUUUAUUUAUGAUAUUUGUGAAGAAUAGUAAUACUGAACAUUUACCAUGCUCUAAAAUAUCUAUUAUAUGCGUAUUUUUGACGAUUUAUAAACAAAUUAUAAUUAGUUGCAAAGCAAAACGAUUUAAUAAUUUAGAGAGUUCUGUUGUUGUCGUUAUAUUUUGUGAUAGACGAUGAUUGCUUAUAUAAAGCAUAAAUACAUGACUCAUUUUAGAUACAAUAUUAACAUCUAUCAAUGUAAAUCAUUUAAUGACAAACUGUAAUACAUGCCAAAGUCUAUUAAAAGGCCCCUUUAAAGGUAGCAACAUACUACCUGCCGUGGGCUUGCCUAAAUAGUGGAUGGGGUUAAUGUCACCAUAAAUGAAUGUUAUAAAGGUGUGUUUCAAAAUAGCUAAAAAAAACUAGUUGAACUGUUUUAAUGAAUUAUAUUUAGAUAAUGACAAGUAUUACUUCCCAAAACAAUUGCAGACAGAACAAAAUACAACCAUAAUACAUGUUAGACUGAAGAACAGGAAUUAUACAGGUUAUAUCAAUAAACAUAUUGCUGGUUAUUU